AUGAAAACACCAUCCAAAUCUUGUCCAAAAGCAUCACCUUCGAAAUCGAAGGGAAGCAGCUGUUUGAAAGUAAUUAAAUUUCUCCUUGCAGCUUUUCCUUCGGUUGUUUUUGGGGUAUUUACAAUCGUUUUCACGGUUCAACAACAUAUAACAGGUAUUGAAAAUCGCAAACAAGAUCAAAAGCAAGCCGAUGAACAAAACAUUCGUUCAACUUUCGAAAACUACAUUGACGACAUUUCCAAUCUUUUACUUGACGAGAAAUUUAAUCGUAGUAAUUCCGAGCAUUUGUUGCAUAUCCGUGUGAAAACCUUGACUACUCUUCGUCAUGUUGACAUUAAUCGAAAACGAGAUAUAAUCUUAUUUCUUUAUGAAAGUCGACUGUUACGAAAUGAUGUUCCGUGUAAUGAACGACUCUCGUUACAAGAUGCUGAUUUAGACAAACUAACAUUCCAAGGUUCAUCGUCGAAUCCUAUUCAACUUGACAAUCUAUACUUACCGGGAGUUUAUCUAUCGAACGCAGUUUUUCAUUGGUGUAUAUUAGACUACGCUGUUUUCGAUAAUAGUUCGAUGGCAAAUGUUAGAUUUAUCAAUUCAAGUAUUUCUCAUGUGACUUUUCGAAGGAUUUACGCUCCUGAUGCAAUCAUGGGAGAUUUAGUAUUUCAUGAAAAUGAUUUCACUGGAUCCAUGCUUGUUCGAACAUCGUUUGUCGGUGGAACUGAUUGGAAAGAAGAAGUUGAUUUAACAAAUACGGAUUUGCUUGAUAGUCGCGGCAAUCACGGACAAUUAAUUAAUUGGAAUUCUGUUCCGGAAAAUGUAUUAAUUCUUGUAAAUGCACGGUUACCAAAUGGAUCUUUCCAUCAGAUCAAUUCAACCGAAUUAAUCAGCGAUGGUGGAGCUGAAUUAGGUUGUCAGAUAAAUCUAACUGAGAACACAUGGAAACAUGGACCGUACGGUUCAAAGAUAAUACUAUCGCCUAUAUCAACCCAUCCUUCAAUAUCAAUUUCAUCUUCUAAUGAAAACUGUUAUUUUCUCGCUGAUUCGCUUAAUGCAUCGUCGUUAAGUCAAUUAAUCGAUGUACAUUCAUUCUCCGUGUUAAUUCAUAGCGAACAGGCUCGAUAUAAUAUGUCGGCGUAUCUGACUUGUUCACAGGACAAAUCAAGCGAAGCGUGGAUCAAAUUAGUUUCUCUGAAAAACAAUUAUCUAUGGAUAGAUUCACAUAAAGGUAAACAAUUGUGA
Messenger RNA from Adineta ricciae, 1236 nucleotides. Lineage: Eukaryota; Metazoa; Rotifera; Eurotatoria; Adinetida; Adinetidae. The record is from the annotation of a GenBank genome assembly.